This is a messenger RNA of Ambispora leptoticha, 852 nucleotides long. The record is from the annotation of a GenBank genome assembly. NCBI's taxonomy places the organism in Eukaryota, Fungi, Glomeromycota, Glomeromycetes, Archaeosporales, Ambisporaceae.
AUGGCCACUUUUUCACAAAGCGAUUUUAAUAGUAAAAAUUAUGGCAGUUGUCGUCCCACAUAUAAAACAAUUCUCUUUGAAAAAAUCUACAACUAUCAUAGAGAUCAUAAAUGUGAAUUUACAACGGCUCUUGACAUUGCCACGGGAACAGGCCAAGUAGCCGAACCACUCUCCAACGUAUUCCACAAAGUUUAUGCAACCGAUCCAUCCCAAACAAUGCUAAACUCCGCCACCAAAAAAUCAAAUAUCGAAUACUCUAUAGCAUCCGCCGAAAAUCUCUCCAACUUCGCCAAUGACAGCAUCGAUUUGAUUACAAUCGCACAAGCCCUUCAUUGGGUGAAUGUGGAGAAAUUUUUCGCGGAAGCUUAUCGCGUGUUAAAGCCGAAUGGAACUCUGGCAAUAUGGGGAUACGUAUACAUUAUAAUUCGCGGUUAUCCGAAAGCGACGCAAAUGAUUGAGGAGUGGGGAACUAGUAAAGACAAGCUGGCAACGUAUUGGGAAAGUGGAAGACGUGUGGUGGAAGAUUAUUAUAAAGGGGUGAAGGUUCCUCCGAAUCUUUUUGGGAAAGUAAAAUGGGAAUUUUAUCCGACUGUGAAAAGGCAGAUUGAAGAGGAUGAGUGUGUUGUUGAAGUAAAAGAUCCUAACAUGGAAGCAACAUAUACGAUUGACAAUUUAAGAAUGUAUUUGAAGACUUCAAGUUGUUACAAAAAUUACAUGACGAAGAAUCCAAAUUCUAAUGAUCCAGUUGACGAAUUAAUUGAUCAAAUUAAAGAAGUUGAAGGUUGGAAAGAUGAUCAACUUUUAAAUGUUGUCUGGCCUACCAUAUUUAUCCUCGCUUCAAAAAGAACCUAA